AACUUCUAACCACCCACCGCAAGAUGUUUUUUUGAUGCAAUAAAGCUACAGAGAAACGAGGGGUCAUAAUUGGUGGCAGUGAUAAAUAGAUUCCACUUGUGACUCAACCAAGACAAUGUAGGACUCUUCUUCCUCUUUCAUCACACUCCAACACGGAAAAUCUUAAAUCUUGAAUCUUGAAACCCUUUUUCCCAGUAAAUUUUUUUUAUUUUUUGUUGUUUUUUCUAAUCUGGGGCACAAAACCCUAAUCUUGAUUCUUGAAAGGCUUCCCCACAAGGAAAGACUGAGUCUUUGGGAGGAAAUCUCGAGUUCUCGAGGGAUUGUUGAAAAAGUAGAAAGAAAAAAAAAACCCUAUGUCGGAGGGGGAGUCUUUGCCGGACGAUCUCCGGUGCAACCGGACGGACGGGAGGCAAUGGCGGUGCAAGCGGCGGGUGCUGGAGGGGAAGAAGCUGUGCGACAUUCACUAUAUGCAGGGCCGGCACCGGCAGAUGAAGCAGAAGGUCCCCGACUCGCUGAAAUUCGAGCGGGCGAGGAAGAUGAAGAAGGCGGCGGAUAAGGGCCACGAAAUUGGGGUUUCCCGGCGGGAGAAGACGCUGAAAGUGGCGAGGAAAUUGAGGGCGGCGGCCAAGCGGAAGCGCUGCGUUUCCGAGGCUUUGGAUGAAGCGUUGAAGAGAAUGGAGCUGAAGCGAGGGGAUUUGCCAUUGGAGCUCAUCCGGGUGUUCUUGAAACGCCAGGUGGAGAAGAAGAAACAGAAGGAGCUCAAGAAUGAUAGCGACGCAGCAUCAAUGCGUGAAUUCCCCAAUGCUGUAAUGGCUAUCCCCAAUUUACCUUCUAAUAACCUCAACAAUGGCGGUUUCAUCUCGGGCAUCAAAUUGGGGGCGGAUUUGAGCUUGAGUCCCUUCUCGGCCAGGCAGUUUAGGUCAAAGAACAUUGAACUUCCUCCCAUCACCACACUGCAGGCCGUGCCAUUCGCCAAGAAUCUGAAGAAAGUGAAGAGGAAGAAGUGCCACUGGUGUAGAAGAACCAACUAUAGGAUUCUCGUCAAAUGCUCGAGUUGCAAAAAGCAAUCUUUUUGCAUGGAUUGCAUUAAAGAACGGCACCUUGAGAAGCCGGAGAUUAAAGCAGCAUGCCCUGUGUGUCGUGGGAGCUGCAGCUGUAGAAUCUGCACAAAAACAAAAUCGAAGGCUAUCAACUUCAAGGAAUUUUAUAGGGACAAGAAAAGGGUUAACGAAACUCGACUGCUUUAUUAUCUUAUCCAUUCACUUCUUCCUGUUCUGGAAAAGAUCAACCAAGAACAGAGCUUUGAGUUGGAGAUAGAAGCUAACAUAUCAGGAAAAGAAAACUCGGGGGAAGUCCAGAUACAGCAGGCUGCAGUGGGCCCCAAGAAGUUAUAUUGCUGCAGUAACUGUAAGGCUUCCGUUCUGGAUUACCACAGAAGCUGCUUAAACUGUUCUUUUGUACUUUGCAUAAAUUGUUGCUCGGAGCUUCGACAAAGAUGUGAACCUUGCAUUGAUGGCAGCAUAUCUUGCCCACCUAAAGAAUCCGGUGGUUGCAGUGGCGGCUUCCUUCACUUGAGAUGCCUUUUCCCUUGCAAUUGGUUUAAGGAGCUGGAAAUUAGCGCCCGAGCGACAUUGUGCCACAACAAAAAGUACGAAGAAACUGAAGAUGCUUCUGGGUCAUGCUCACCGUGCAAGGAAGGUGAUCGUAAAGCUUGUGGGGUAAAUAAUUUGCUCGUGGAAUUAGCUCAAAGACUAGACACGAAUGACAACUUUCUGUAUUGCCCCGCUUUGAAGGAUCUCUGGGAAGAAGACUUUGAAAACUUUCAGAAACACUGGGGAAAAGGUCAUCCUGUUAUAGUAAAAAACGUGCUCCGGAGUUCUUCAGAAUUGUCAUGGGAUCCCGUUUUUAUGUUCUGCACUUACCUCGAGAAGAGGUCUAAGUGUCCAAAAAAUAAAGAACCUACAAAAACACCAAAUUCCCUCGACUGGUGUGAGGUAGAAAUCGCCAGAAAGCAGGUCUUUAUGGGGUCAUUGCAAUGGCAGACACAUGCAGCUAUUAGGCAACAAAUGAUAAAGUUUAGAGCUUGGCUUUCUUCCCAUCUAUUCGAAGAACAGUUUCCAGCGCAUUAUUUGGAAAUCUUACGAGCUUUGCCACUUCAGGAGUAUAUGAAUCCCAAGUCUGGUCUCCUCAACCUAGCGGUGAAAUUACCGGGGGAAAUGGCAGCACCCGACGUAGGUCCUAAUAUCUAUAUCUCGUAUGGUGGGUCCGAAGAGCUCGUGCGAACUGAAUUCACAACUAACCUGUGCUACGAGUCUUAUGAUAUGGUGAACAUUUUAGCAUAUGCUACGGAUGCGCCCGUAUCUAAAGAACAGCUAUGUAAAGUUAAAACUUUGAUGAAAACAUUUGGCGCUAAAGAUCAGAGUGAAGAUACUGAAGAAUCGGGCUUGCAGGAUGUGAAUGGAGAGCACCCGCAAUUGCCUGAUGCUAUUGCGAAAGUGCCCUUCUAUUCUGCUGACUCGCAUAAAGACCAAACAUUUGGCGUUGAGGACAGUGACUGUGACUCGGGAUCUGAUUCCGAGGGCUCGAUACUCUGCUCUGAAUCAGUCGACAGAUUAACAGACUCGGACAUUGAUGAUUUCUUUAACGAUAGCUUAGAAUCCACCAAUACUCAUGGUACAGAAAACUCGGCUACAGUUUGUGGGGCCCAGUGGGAUGUUUUCCGCAGACAGGAUGUCCCGAAACUUGUGGAAUAUCUCGGGAGGCACUCUAAGGAGUUCACCUCUGCUUGCAGCUAUUCUAAACAGCCUGCGCAUCCGAUUCUUGAUCAAGAUUUCUUCCUCGACGCAUAUCAUAAAUUGAAGCUUAAAGAGGAAUUCGAUGUUCAACCAUGGACGUUCGACCAACAUCCUGGCGAAGCUGUGAUCAUCCCCGCUGGAUGUCCAUAUCAAAUUAGACAACUUAAGUCAUGUGUGAACAUUGUUUUGAACUUUCUGUCGCCUGAAAACGCGGCCGAGUGCAUCCAUUUGAGCGAUGAAAUUCGAGUCCUUCCUGCCCACCACAAAGCGAGAAGAAAACUGAUGGAGGUCAAGAAAAUGGCUGUAUGUGGGAUUCGAGAUGCAGUUGGAGCAAUUCAUGACAUAACUACUACAAAAUCGCUCUCUUGAACCGUUCUGAUAAACCCAAAACGUCCGUCUUUCCUGAAGAACCCAGACUUCUAUUAUCGCGCCAUUUGCCAAAGGGUCUGCAUCUGUGUCAAAAAAUCGCGAAAGCUCUUUAUAUUCAUUCCUGUGUGCUUGAAAGAAAGAAAUGGUGUUCUGGGUUGAGCGUUCCCAGACUGAUUGAUUCAUGUAAUUGGUUUCUUCUUCUUCUUCAUCAUCAUCAUCAUCAUCAUCUCUGUGAAUGGCUGUGUCUUGGUGGUGAUCAUGCGAGGUAAAACUGAACUAAUUUGUAGUGAUUCUGGAUUUGGAUGUUGUGGGGUUCACUGAAAUCAUUGUUUUGGACAGGCAAAUGUAAUUGACAACAAUUUUGUGUAAUAGCAACGAUGGAACAACCUUAUACUUCCCCCAACUUUACUUGUUUCUUUUACAUGUAAAUUGUUUGCUGUAAAUAACAUUUCGUUUUAAGUUAAUGUUUGACAGUGUUAUAGCUAAUACAUUUAUACAUG
Molecule: messenger RNA, 3664 nt
Organism: Ipomoea nil (Japanese morning glory)
Lineage: Eukaryota; Viridiplantae; Streptophyta; Magnoliopsida; Solanales; Convolvulaceae
Product: lysine-specific demethylase JMJ25
Exons: 13
Coding region: 354-3164 (936 amino acids)
Biological process (GO): regulation of transcription by RNA polymerase II
Cellular component (GO): histone deacetylase complex; chromatin
Molecular function (GO): chromatin DNA binding; transcription coregulator activity; histone H3K9 demethylase activity
Source: RefSeq, a predicted model, not a curated record